AUGCACCCCUCUACCUUUGGUAAACGGGUUCCCUCUUCUCGCAUCCUGCUUUCUAAAAACCGCCCUCCUCCUCUGAAGUCAUGCCUUGCCGCAGCGGACUCUGAUCGGGACUCCCCCCCCUCUGGAGAGCCUUGCGUCCGGAAGACAGUACACUUCCCCGACGACAAGUGCUUCCUCGAACGGGUCAGGGAAAUCCCGUGUCGACCAAAUCGGAACAAGAAGGAACUCUUCAAAAGUGGCCGGCUCGCGGAGACGAAGUCAUUCAUCAUGUACACUUCGAAUCCUCUGGGCUCCAACCAGAGGUUCCUCUCCAAGCAUCCUGGAGGUAGUGGGCCUCAGUACGCCACGCAGUCCCCAUGGGUCAGCGUUGUACGUGCCCGUUACCUCGCUGCGAGGUAUUCGUCUGCCCCACGUGCUCCGCAGUCCACACCUUCCUCCGAUGGAGAUGUUUCAGCGCACGAGUCUUCCUUUGAUAUGUCUUCACUGGAGGAUGCCCUGCUUGAGCCUACCCCCAGUAGCUCACUGCAUGAGUCUUCCUUCGACAUGUCCUCCGUGAGUCAUGCGCUGCCUGAUCCUGACGUGACUUUCGACAUGUCCUCUUUGGCCGAUAGCCUGCCUGACAAGAGUGCCUUCAAUAUGGCUUCGCUGAUGGAUGCCCUGCCUAAGGUUCCCCCCCCCGGUUCACCAGAUGGGGUUACCUCUGACAUGUCCUCCCUGAUGCGUGCACUCCCCGACUUUGAUGCUCCCUCUGUUGCAUCGUCCCUUGCACGUGCCCCCAAGUCCAUGGCUGCGACCCACUCUCGCGAGUCUCGCAAGCUAGCUCCAAAGGUUCAUGCGCGUGUGGUUCAGACCCGCGUCGUCCAGGUUGGCCCGUUCUCUGCCACCUGUUUCAUCAACCUUUGUGGGCUCAUGGUUUUGUUGGGCUCGUUCUUCCCAUGCCUUGCCCCAGCAUUUUAUGCUGCGCUUGUGCUCCUCUUUAUCUAUGGGACGUGCUUCUUUUGA
Messenger RNA from Penicillium roqueforti, 1002 nucleotides. RefSeq lists its product as uncharacterized. The transcript has a single exon. The record is from RefSeq and is a predicted model, not a curated record. Bases 1 to 1002 code for a protein of 333 amino acids. NCBI's taxonomy places the organism in Eukaryota, Fungi, Ascomycota, Eurotiomycetes, Eurotiales, Aspergillaceae.